AGGUCGUCAGCGAGCGCUUGAUCAUCCGCACUGCGCCACAUCCUUCAGCACCGAUGCAGGGGACCAGGCGCAAAGGUCAAGUGUUGGAACUCUUUGACUGGGAUGAGCACCGGCAGUGGCGUCGCAUUCGCACCAAGCUGAACAACGCCUGGGUUGCGUUGGACUGGGAGCAGCCAUUGUUGCGGCCACAAGGAGUGCCAUUCUCACAAAUACCUUUGGAGCCUUUGUGCCAAGCUGCUCGUGAAGGAUGUGCCCAAGAUGUGCAUCGUUUCAUCGCAGAUGGCCUCGAUGUGGAUGUCCGCGACGUCAGUGGCCAGACUCCUUUGAUGUUGGCAGCGCAGAAGGAGGGUUGGAGGGGCUUGGUUUGCUGCGUUUUGCUGUUGGAAGCCAACGCGGAUCCGAACCUCUCCAUGGAAGUCGAGGACGCUGUCUCCUUCGACGAGAUUGCGCAGCUUGAAGAUGAGAAGCGUCGUGCGGUGGAGAACGAGGACUUCCAACGAGCACAUGACAUCAAGGAGCAGUUGGCCAAGCUGAAUGAAAGAAAGACAGCUGAAGUCAAAACUGCCGCUUCUCUUGCAGGUGAUACAGCUGCCAGCGAGCUCUUGAAUUCUCUCCAGAACCCCGAGAGUGGGACCACGCAACUUCUGAUCGCCUUCGAUGAAAUCGCAGCAUUGCCAGAGACGCCGGAGGCAAAGAGCAUCCCACGUCGCGUGCAAGCACUGCAGGCUCAGGUGAAGCAUCCAGCCAAAGCCACUCCCAACGUCUCCGUGAGCCAAGCUCCAGCAGCGCAGCCAGCGAGAGAGGACAUCACCGUUGAGGAUGAAAAUGGGGAACCGUGGCUGGAAUCUCCCCACAAAGUGGAACCCAAGCUUCUGCAAGGAGUGCUCUUCAGAGUUCAACAGACCGCACCUGUUUUCGAGGAGCCGAAGAUGUCAGCGGCCAAAUUGGGAAACGUGCGACAGCAUCAACUCUUGGAAGUCCUUGGCUACAACUCCACCAGGUGCUUUGGUCGUGUUGAAGUCAUCACUCCCGAGAAGGUGUUGGAGAAGGGUUGGGUGUUUCUUGGCUGCAAAAGGUAA
This is a messenger RNA of Cladocopium goreaui, 1079 nucleotides long. Lineage: Eukaryota; Dinophyceae; Suessiales; Symbiodiniaceae. The record is from the annotation of a GenBank genome assembly.